Molecule: messenger RNA, 1434 nt
Organism: Argiope bruennichi
Lineage: Eukaryota; Metazoa; Arthropoda; Arachnida; Araneae; Araneidae
Exons: 1
Coding region: 1-1434 (477 amino acids)
Molecular function (GO): catalytic activity
Source: RefSeq, a predicted model, not a curated record
AUGAUUGAUUCGCCUUUAGCUUCUAAUACCGCAUCGUCCGUCGCGCGGGUUAACAAGGGACGCGAUCUGGAUUUAGGCAGAGGGUCCAGACCGAUUAAUGUGUUACAGUCUCCACCCAAAACUAAACGAACUAUGCCUUUGAGAAUAUUGCAAUGUAAUAUCAAUGGGCUCUGUACUAGCGCUACUAGAGCUAAACUUGACCACCUUUUGAAACUAGCAGAUCAACACAGAGUACAAAUUAUUGCUCUGCAAGAAACUAAAUACAAGACUGCCUUUAAGUUGAAACUAAAGGGAUUCAAUAUUUUUCGUAAAGAUAGAUUGAAUAGAGGAGGUGGUGGCUUGGCCCUUCUAAUACGUAAGGCAAACUUCCAGGUCAUCAAUAUCGGUCAACUCCAUAAUGACUGUGAUCUUGAAAUACAGGGUAUUUCUCUGAAUUGGAAUGGAGAACCAAUAAAGAUUUUCAACACCUACUUACCUCCAAACGGGCGAGGAUUGUGCGAUGGCCUAUCUCUCGUCACUGACGAACAGACAUUUAUUUUAGGAGAAGACCUUAAUGCCAAACAUACUUCUUGGGGUUGUUCUACAAGUAACCAGAUUGGUGUUGAUCUUUCAAAUUUUAUCGACGAUAAAGCAUUCAUGUGUAUAAAUGAUGGUUCUCCAACUCAUAGUUCAUAUAGCUAUGCAACAAACGAGGCUUUAGAUGUUUCUUUUGUUAGUGCCGAUCUGUUUCCCAAAUGCAAAUGGGAAGUAUUAGAGAAUAUAGGAAGUGAUCAUCUACCUAUUUUAAUUGAAUUAAAUCAGUCAUCAGAUGCAAAAGUAGUUGAGAGAAAGUAUUGGAAUUUCAAAAAGGCGAACUGGGACCUCUAUGGUACUAAAAUUGCGCAGGCUUUUGAACAGGUAACUCCUUGCACUGAGUUGGAGGGGCAAUGGUCUUUCUUCCGAGAAACCAUCAUUAGUGCAGCCAAAGCUGCAAUUCCUAGAGGAAACAUUAAGGAUCACCAUCGAAACUUUGCGGAUGACCUUUCUGUGGUGGAGCCUCUUAUUCUCAAGAGAAAUGAUCUUUCUAGGGAACUCUUUGAACACAACAAUAUAUCUGUCAGAAUAGAGCUCAACAGAGUGAAUGCUGAAAUUAAACAGUUAUACGCUAGGGCAAGAAGAAAGAGAUGGACAGAACUUUGUGAGAACAUAGAUGUUGGGACCUCAAACACAAAGUUAUGGAAAUUGGCUAAAGCUAUUGAUAGAGAACAACCACAAUACGAGAAAUCGAAUUGUAUCGACUCAAAAGACACCUCUCUACCUUUAAAUGACCGGGAUUCGGCGGAUACUCUUGGCAGGCAUUAUUGUCAUGCUAACGAUCUUGAGUUUGUGCAGGACGAUAAAUUUAUUGCAGUCCAGGCUAGGAAAACAGCGCAUCGCUGCCGCCAGGUUAAAUAA